Molecule: messenger RNA, 1260 nt
Organism: Arachis stenosperma
Lineage: Eukaryota; Viridiplantae; Streptophyta; Magnoliopsida; Fabales; Fabaceae
Product: protein SHORT-ROOT-like
Exons: 1
Coding region: 1-1260 (419 amino acids)
Biological process (GO): regulation of DNA-templated transcription
Cellular component (GO): nucleus
Molecular function (GO): DNA-binding transcription factor activity; sequence-specific DNA binding
Source: RefSeq, a predicted model, not a curated record
AUGACUAGCAGCUCUUUGAACUCAGAUGAUCCUUGUUUUGAUGGUGAUGGAAAAUGGGCCACCAAGCUUCUUAGGGAGUGUGCUAGAGCAAUCAAUGAUAGAGACUCAAGCAAAAUCCAACACCUUCUAUGGAUGCUAAAUGAGUUAGCUUCCCCUUAUGGAGAUUCUCAGCAGAAACUAGCCUCAUAUUUUCUUCAAGCUCUAUUCUGCAAGGCCACUCAAACAGGCCAAAGAUUCUACAUGAAUCUAAAAUCAGCAUCUGAAAAGAACCAAUCUUUUGAUUCAGCAAGAAAAAUGAUACUCAAAUUUCAAGAGGUAAGUCCAUGGACAACUUUUGGACAUGUAGCUUCAAAUGGUGCAAUCUUGGAAGCCUUUUUAGAAGCAGGAGGAGAGAAAAACAAAAAGAAAAAGCUUCACAUCAUUGACAUAAGCAACAACACUAGCACACUUUGCACUCAAUGGCCUACUUUCUUGGAAUCCUUGGCUACUAAGAGUAGUGAUCAUGCUGAAACUCCUCAAUUGAAGCUCACAAUUGUGUUGGUGAAAGAGAGCUUAAAAGGGUCAGUGAUGAAUGAAAUUUGUCAGAGAAUGGAGAAGUUUGCAAGGCUAAUGAGAGUGCCCUUUGAGAUUAACAUGAUAAAUGGUGUGGAACAUUUAUGGAAGGUAACAAAAGAAGAGUUAGGAAUAGUAGUUGAAGAAGAAGAAGAUGAUGAUGAUGAUGAGGCUUUUAUUGCUGUGAACUGUGUUGGGGGAUUGAGGAGAGUUGAGGAGGGAGAAAGGGGUAAUGUGAUUGGAAUGUUGAAGUCUCUUAGUCCAAGAAUUGUGACAAUUGUUGAGGAAGAAAGUGGUGGUAGUGAUGUUUCUUGCAUCACAAGAAAUGAUGAUGAUGACUUUGUAAAAUGCUUUGAAGAGUGUUUAAGGUUUUACAAGAUUUACUUUGAGAUGUUAGAGGAGAGUUUUCCAACAAUAAGCAAUGAAAAGUUAAUGCUAGAGAGGGAGUGUUCAAGAAACAUACUUGGUGAUUUGGGUUGCAAUAAUAAUAAUAAUAAAAGGGAGAGAGGAGUAGAGUGGUCUAUGAGGUUUAGGGAGUAUUUUACUCCAAUAGGUUUGAGUGAUGAUGUUGUGGAUGAUGUUAGGGCAUUGCUAAAGAGAUAUAAUAGGUCAGGGUGGUCAUUGAUGUUGCCAUCAUCAAAAGUAGAAGGAAUUUACUUGAAAUGGAGGGAUCAACCUGUUCUUUGGGCUUCAGCUUGGAAACCCUAG